This is a messenger RNA of Trematosphaeria pertusa, 1046 nucleotides long. RefSeq lists its product as uncharacterized. Gene Ontology annotation, biological process: kinetochore assembly. NCBI's taxonomy places the organism in Eukaryota, Fungi, Ascomycota, Dothideomycetes, Pleosporales, Trematosphaeriaceae. The coding region runs from base 44 to 799 and encodes 251 amino acids. Gene Ontology annotation, cellular component: kinetochore. The transcript is spliced from 3 exons. The record is from RefSeq and is a predicted model, not a curated record.
CGAAUUUGUUCAUAUCUAAACCCUACCCUUCUUCAUUCCCAUGAUGGCAACUUCAAACGAUGUUCCAAUGGCGGACGCGGCUCCCAAAGCGCAAAAUGCGAACGAGUACUCUGAACUGCUCCAAACGCCUCACUGCGACGCGUUCGCGUUCUCCGAUACCGAGCAACUGGCCCUACAGCUCUACGACCAGCUGCGAGAACUUGAGCUGCAGCGGAGCCUCAUUGAGGCGCAGGAAGCCCACGUGCCUGAUGUCUCGGCACUAUCAGAUGACGUCUUACAGGAGCAGCUGAUUGCAGCACAGCGCGAGGCCAUGGAAGCAAAGGCCAAGUUCGAGAUACGGAACAGGAUAUCUCACAAUGUGCUGGCUAUGGACCCUGUGCUAAAGGCUGUGCACGGAGGCGAAGACACUGAUUUCGCCGAAAAACGAAUACUGCCCUUGAUUACCGAGAAUGAUAUCUUGUCCAUGCUACUAGGCUCGUUAGCAGCGAAGCUCGCCUCGACCACACGUGCCUUGAGUGCAGCCGAGCAGGCCAAUGUGGCCGCUAACCAGAAGAAUAGAGAGCUGUCUGAGACGCUUCUGGCGCUAGCAGAAGAAAUGAAGACCCAGUCAACCGAGGACAUCGAAGAACCCCGGCUUCGCGAAAAGGUCAAGGCAGUCGAGAAGGACGUCAAAGAGGCGCGCAGGAGGAUGAGAACCCUGAAGGGUAUUCUUUCGGCAACGAUUGUGGGCAGCGGUAUCAACUGGGCAGCAGAUCCGGUCCUGCGGGAGCUGGUGAUGGACGACGAAAAAGAUGGCUGAGCCUAUGCCGCAGGUUAAGCAGCAAUGUAGAGAUAUUCUCGAAAGCCCGGCUAAUGUUGGUGGUCCGCUUCUGAAAUGGCCUUCAAUGUGUCAGUUCGCAGGGCGCACGACCAGGCCUCCUGGAAUCGCGGAAAGCUAGGAUUGCAGAUGGUAUGAAGGGCUUGUGGGACAUGUUACGUCGCGUUCUGCUAGCGACACCGCCAUGGGCAGAAUCCCUCUGUAGUCAUCGGUGGGCAUAGCAACACAA